Molecule: messenger RNA, 375 nt
Organism: Oppiella nova
Lineage: Eukaryota; Metazoa; Arthropoda; Arachnida; Sarcoptiformes; Oppiidae
Source: the annotation of a GenBank genome assembly
AUGGCAAAGAAACCGAAGAGCGAGAAGAAGUCGAAGUCAGCGCUGAAUGAGGUGAUCACUCGGGAGUAUACGGUGCACUUGCAUAAGCGCCUCCACGGGGUGGGCUUCAAGAAGAAGGCCCCGCGAGCCAUCAAAGAGAUCCGCAGAUUCGCCUCCAAACACAUGGGAACAGUGGACGUCAGGAUCGACACGCGUCUCAAUAAGUACUUAUGGUCGAAGGGCAUUCGAAACGUGCCCUACCGGGUGAGGGUACGACUGGCCCGACGCCGCAAUGAGGACGAGGACAGUCCCAACAAGUUGUACACUUUGGUGACACACGUGGCCGUCCCCUCAUUCAAGGGCCUCCAGACCGAGAAUGUGGACGAAGCCGAGUAG